AAACACUGGUUGGCACCUUUGUACAUUGUUCUUCCAAACCACACAAACCAAACCCAUCCACCCUAUGUUCUUCUCCGUCACCGGCGGUCAAUGACCCCAACCCGAAAACCCACCAACCCAAAACACCAUACCCGAGAAACCACAAACCCUUCUUCUUCUUCUUCAUCAUCAUCAUCAUCAUCUUCUUCUUCUUCGGGCAUGAAGCUAAUCGUGCCACUCCAAGGCGUUGUUCAAGGUCGUGGAGGCUUACUCCUCGGUACCCUUAUCCCUUGUGCCCUCUUUUACUUUCUCCAAAUGUACCUCAAACGACGCCGUCCCACCUUUGACCCUCCUCCUCCUUCAUCCCCAAACCUCCCUCGUUCCUCUUCCCGCUCCAACUUGUCGACCCGUGGAUCCAUUUCUCGGGUUCGGGUCUCAAAGCUCGCUACCCACAUCGCCAAACCCGAUGAUGAUUCCCUCUAUUACGUUGGCUUGGAAAGAGUGUCCCGCGAUCCCUACGAUAUUUCCAACAACCCCAAUGGAAUUAUUCAGCUAGGUUUGUCCGAUAACAAGUUGUGUUUGGAUUUGAUUGGGAAAUGGGUGUCGCGGAACUUGGAGGGAUCGUUGAUGGGGAGUGGCGAUGUGAGUUUGUGUAUUAAUGGGAUUGCACCGUAUCAGCCCUUUGAUGGAUUGGGGGAAUUGAAAAUGGCCUUGUCUGACUUUAUGCAUCAGGUGAUGGGAGGAUCGGUGAAAUUUGACCCAUCUAAUAUGGUACUAACAUCUGGAGCAACUCCUGCUAUUGAGAUACUAUCCUUCUGCUUGGCAGACCCUGGAAAUGCAUUCCUUGUCCCCACACCUUAUUAUCCGGGCUUUGACAGGGAUGUGAGAUGGCGUCCAGGGGUAGACCUAAUACCCGUUCACUGUCGUAGUACUGACAAUUUUAAUCUAAAUAUCACUGCUCUUGAACAAGCAUAUAGUCAAGCAAGAAAACGUGGAGUCAAAGUUCGUGGAAUUCUCAUUUCCAACCCUUCAAAUCCUGUUGGCAAUAUUCUGACACAAGAUGCGCUUUACAAUCUUCUAGACUUUGCUGAAGAGAAAAACAUUCAUAUCAUAGCUGACGAAGUAUUUGCAGGCUCCACAUAUGGAAGUGAGAAGUUCGUAAGCCUAGCUGAGAUUCUUGAUUCAGAUAUAGACAAGAGCCGUGUUCAUAUAAUAUAUGGCCUGUCGAAAGAUCUCUCGCUUGCUGGCUUUAGAGUUGGGGUAAUAUAUUCAUUCAACGACACUGUUUUGGCUGCUGCCAAGAAGAUAAGUAGAUUUUCCUCUAUAUCUGCUCCCACCCAGAGGUUAGUUACUUCAAUGCUUUCCGAUAAAACAUUUAUUCAGGAGUACUUUGAAACGAACCGGAACAGACUAAGACAAGUUCAUGAUGAAUUUGUGGAUAGUUUAAGUAAACUAGGAAUCAAGUGUGCCAAGAGCAGUGCUGGUAUGUUCUGUUGGGCUGAUAUGAGCGGCUUAAUCCGACCUUAUAGUGAGAAAGGAGAACUUGAGUUAUGGGAGAAGUUUAUGAGUGUUGCUAAGAUCAAUAUGACUCCUGGCUCAGCCUGCCAUUGCAUAGAACCAGGAUGGUUUCGUAUUUGUUUUGCUACUAUAACUUUAGAGGACAUCCCUCUAGUUAUUGAACGGAUUAGGAGAGUUGUUGAAAGUUGUAAAUCUUCAAGUUGAAGUUCCAUUAUUUUCACUGACUUUUAUGUCUAUUGCCUGAUUUUGCUGGUAGAAGUUGCUGUUUUAGAAAUUUUGGGAAGGAACAUAUACACACCUAGUUAUCAAGUUCAGCUGUCUUGAGGAUCCCGGAUUUAUUACAUUGCAGAAGAAAAAUCUCUCUUACAAAGCAAAAUUUCAACAGGAUAAACCUCAACGGAGACUUAACUAAGCAAAUUAAAAGAGUUUGAUUUAAAAUC
Molecule: messenger RNA, 1937 nt
Organism: Gastrolobium bilobum
Lineage: Eukaryota; Viridiplantae; Streptophyta; Magnoliopsida; Fabales; Fabaceae
Product: probable aminotransferase ACS12
Exons: 4
Coding region: 91-1701 (536 amino acids)
Biological process (GO): biosynthetic process; amino acid metabolic process
Molecular function (GO): L-aspartate:2-oxoglutarate transaminase activity; aromatic-amino-acid:2-oxoglutarate transaminase activity; pyridoxal phosphate binding
Source: RefSeq, a predicted model, not a curated record